CAUGUCAGGCAGAACUGUCAAACUUUAUCAACGUGCGCCCAGCGUGAGGGGGUGAAUUUAGAUAUUAUUUUUAUUUUUUACCAAAAAAACGGAGACAAAUACUCGCGAAAAUUUCUUCGCGUUAUGCUUCUGCCGUCAAAGUGGUUAUUUUUAACAGUUUUCUCCUGACAAUUUGCAGGGAGCGUUUUAAAGUGCACUAAAAUACAUCUUAACGCUCGCUACCAAGGCCAAUGUCGUCUGCCAUGGAGUCCAAAUAUUUGUUGACAAGCAAAAAUUCUGUAAAAUCUGCACAUGGCGGGAUUACGAAAAAUAAUGUUAACAUAUCAAGUUUUCCAAUUAAACGAAAGUUACAAAGUCCCGUGAAUGGCGUUGAAAAUGUUUUAAUUAAAACGCCUAAACUAAAUAAUGGCAGCUCACCGUCUACCUCAAAUGGCAAAACAAACACCGGCACACUCACACCUAAUGGUAGUUUAGCUCACCUUAAUGGCAAAGGUGUUCAAUCAAAACAGCAACUGGAGCAACAACGACAGGCACUACCUGUUUAUAAAGUACGCCAAAGGAUUAUACAGGAAGCGCGUCGCAAUGAAACUAUGUUGUUAAUGGGUGAGACAGGCUCAGGGAAAACAACACAAAUUCCACAGUUCCUGUACGAAAGCGGUUUCGCUCAAAAGGGUAUGAUUGGCAUAACACAACCUCGUCGGGUGGCUGCUAUAACAGUUGCAAGACGGGUAGCGUUAGAACAAGGUUGCCGUUUGGGUGAAACCGUGGGCUAUACAGUGCGUUUUGAAGAUUGCACGUCACCGCAAACACGUAUUAGAUUCCUUACUGAUGGUUGUCUUCUGCGGGAAGCUAUUGCUGAUCGUCUGUUACGUCAAUACACUGUUAUAAUGUUAGAUGAAGCUCACGAGCGUACCAUAAACACAGAUGUCCUUUUCGGUAUUGUUAAAGAAGCACAAAAACAGCGACGAACGCGAGGGUUAACACCACUCAAAGUCAUAGUAACAUCAGCUACGAUGGAUAUAGAUCACUUUGGAAAGUAUUUCAAUGUACGUGGCAUGUACCUCGAGGGUAAAACCUAUCCAGUAAAAGUUAUGCAUGUAAAAGAAACACAACCAGAUUAUCUGCAUUCAGCACUGGUGACUCUAUUCCAGUUGCAUCGCUCGGAUCCGAUCAACCAUGACGUACUUAUAUUCUUAACGGGACAAGAGGAAAUCGAAGCCAUGGCCCAGCAAAUACGUCAAAUUGCUAAGACACAUGACAAUGAACUGCAUCCAGUACGGGUAUUUCCACUUUACGCGCAGCUACCACAAAACAAACAGCUAGAGUGCUUUUUGCCUGCACCCUCCAAUGCACGUAAAAUUGUAUUAGCCACGAAUAUUGCAGAAACAUCAGUUACAAUACCUGGUAUAAGAUGUAUAAUAGAUUGUGGAUUUGUAAAACAGCGUGUAUAUAAUCCUAACACUGGCUUGGAUGCCUUACGAAUAGUGCGUGUCUCACAAGCUCAGGCUUGGCAACGCUGCGGGCGUGCAGGCCGUGACGCACCAGGCACAUGUUAUCGUACAUAUACACAAGCCGAAAUGGAAUCAUUUGAAAAUAUGCCAAAGCCAGAAAUAUUACGCAGUAAUAUUUGUUCUACUGUAUUGCAACUAUUAGCGUUGGGCAUCGAUUGCCGUACAUUUGAUUUUCUAGAUCGCCCCACACCCGAAGCUGUAGACGAUGCGUAUCGAAAGUUAGAGGCGUUAGGCGCUGUAAGAAAUCCUAAAACAAAGCCUGAACUUACAACCCUAGGACAAGAAAUGACACAAUUCCCACUUGAUCCACGUUACAGCAAGCUGUUACUCUCAGCAUCAGCCUUCGGUUGUAUGGAAGAAAUGCUCAGCCUAGUAGCUGUGUUAUCAGGAGAGAAUGUGUUCAUUUCUAGUAAUGAAAAGCGUGAACUUGCCACCUUGGCGCAUGCUAAAUUCACAUCUAAAUAUGGUGAUCACUUAACACUACUCAAUGUGUUCAGUGCUUUUCUAAAGACCGAAAAAGUCAAGCUGUGGUGCCAUGAUAACUUCCUCAACACAAGAAAUCUAACUUAUGCACGUGAAGUACGCAAACAAUUGGAAGAAAUCGUUGAACGUCUGGAUUUACCAUUAAACAGUUGUGGCAAUAAUCAUGAUCAAGUGCGUAAAUGCUUACUUAUCGGACUUUUCGACAACAUUGCUGAAUUGCAGCGUGAUAAUACUUACCUUACAAUAGCUGGACGUCAGCGUGCUAGAAUACACCCGUCUAGUGUCUUCCACGGCAAAUAUAGACCAGAAUAUGUAAUAUUUACAGAGAUUGUAUUGACCGAACGUAAUUUUCUUCGACAAGUAACUGAAAUCAAUCCCGAUUGGAUAGCUGAUGUGCUGCCAAAUUAUGCGCAUUUAAAUAGAAUAAAAAGUAACGUUAAGGCGAGUUGCAUAUAUCUAUUCAAAUACGCGCCUAUUGUUUUCAAAAAUAUGUGUCUUAAAAAGAUUUUGUGUAAAAUGAUUUUCGACGAAGUAAAAGCAUGUUUACUGCAUUUUUGAUACAUACAUACAUAUUUAUAACAUAAAAACAAAUUUCCUACUUGCGGCCAAACAACAACACAAUAAGAAGGUGUAAAUAAUUUGCAUUGCUGCCUAAAUCGGACGAGCGAUAUAAAUUGUGACAAUGGCAUUAAAAUAUUUAAUUCAAAUGUAAUUUUACUCAAAUGUUAUGCAUGAAUUUAUUUUUAUUAUUUAUAUUUAUUUAUUAACGUAACAUGCAUAAUUUUUUUUUAUUUUUUCUCUUUUUAAUUUUCAUAAAUAUUACCUCCUUUUAUAUGAACAAUAAGCAUUCUGUAUAGUUAUCAUAGAAUAGGCAAAUAAUUAAUAAGUAAUGUUGUAAGAUAAAAAAAAUAGAAACUGUAAAUAUAUAUCCAAACCAUAAAAACUACUAUUUACAUGCAUACACACACACACUUCAUUGUCACAAUGUAAGAAAUUUAAAGUAAAUAAACUAUUUAAUGAAAUGAUAUUAAUUUAAUUUAAUUUUUAUUAGUAUUUAAUAUAAUUAAAUAAUUUAUGUUAUUUACACGACAGCGUUUAUCAGUCUUAUCAUACUCGUAUUCAAACAUUGUAACUGACUUCACUGUAUAAAGUAACAGUUGUUUGUAUUCCCAAACAAAGUCGUAAUAUACUUUUCUAAAUUAUACAUACAGA
Molecule: messenger RNA, 3206 nt
Organism: Ceratitis capitata (Mediterranean fruit fly)
Lineage: Eukaryota; Metazoa; Arthropoda; Insecta; Diptera; Tephritidae
Gene: ath
Product: putative ATP-dependent RNA helicase DHX33
Exons: 5
Coding region: 231-2552 (773 amino acids)
Biological process (GO): positive regulation of transcription by RNA polymerase I
Cellular component (GO): nucleolus; intracellular anatomical structure
Molecular function (GO): RNA binding
Source: RefSeq, a predicted model, not a curated record